Messenger RNA from Penicillium chermesinum, 468 nucleotides. RefSeq names its product RBM8 family RNA-binding protein. Gene Ontology annotation, biological process: RNA splicing. Gene Ontology annotation, molecular function: mRNA binding. The record is from RefSeq and is a predicted model, not a curated record. NCBI's taxonomy places the organism in Eukaryota, Fungi, Ascomycota, Eurotiomycetes, Eurotiales, Aspergillaceae. Bases 1 to 468 code for a protein of 155 amino acids. Gene Ontology annotation, cellular component: exon-exon junction complex; cytoplasm; nucleus. The transcript is spliced from 2 exons.
AUGUCUUCUGAAAUGGAAGUCGACCCUCCAAUUGCGCAAAACGAUGCGCCUGAAGAGAAGAGCACCGGUGCCGAACCUCUUACUCAGUCCGGCGCUGUUGCUGUGCGCAGUAUCGAGGGGUGGAUUGUGAUAGUUACCAACGUCCACGAGGAAGCUGCAGAGGAGGACAUCAUCGAUCUCUUCGCUGAUUACGGCGAUAUCAAGAACUUCAACCUGAACCUGGACCGGCGCACUGGUUAUGUCAAGGGAUACGCAUUGAUCGAAUACUCAACCCUCCCCGAGGCCUCAGAGGCUAUCAAGAACCUGAACGGCACCAAGCUCCUCGACCAGACCAUCCACGUUGACUUCGCUUUCGUCCGGCCGCCUCCAUCCGCCAAAGGCAAGGGGUCAAAGGGUGGCCGCGGAGGUGGCCGAACGCGUAGCCGCAGCCCCAACCGCAGUCGCAGCCCGCAAGCUGAUCGAGACUGA